AUGAUUUAUUUAUAUAUUAAAUAUAAAGAGCAAAUCUUUAGACUUAAUUUGGAAUUUCUUUAUUUACUAAUUCUUAUACAAAUAUCAAAUGUAAUAACUUCUAAUAUAUAUUAUUCAAGUUCUCAAGUACUUAGUCAAUUAACAAAUCCAACAAAUAUAGAAAUUGAACAACUUACAGAUUAUCCUUAUAUUCAACCAGAAUUCAUAAUAGCUGGAUAUGAUACACCAUUUAUUAGGGAACCCAUAAAUUCUUCUAAACAUAUAUAUAAUAAUAAAGAUAAUAUUAAUAAAACUAAUAAAAUAAAGAAUAAGCGAGAUAAUUACCAAUUAGUUAAAUAUUUUAGGAAAGAACAAAAAGAAUUUGAAAAAAUUGAGAAACAAAGACGUAGAAAUGAAGAAGAUAAAAAGAAGUAUUUAGAAGAUUUUAAAUCUGAAUAUAAAUAUCAAGAUUCAGCUAAACAUAUUGUUGAAAGUUUUGUAAGAUCAUCUAAUACACCAAAAAAAGAUAUUAAAAAUAUGAAUAAUGAAAUUAUAAGAAAAUAUCAAUCUACAAAUAAAACAAAACAUCAAGAUGUAGACAUUCCAGUUUCAUUGGCUUCAAAUAUAAAAAUAUCAAAUGAAAAGGUUAAUUUCAUGAAGAUAAAUCAUAAUAGAAUUCAUUAUGCAACUGGAGAAACACGGCAUACUUCUAAUUUUUACGAUAUUAAUUCUAAUUGUUAUUGGACAAAAAGAAAUAAAGGAUUUGUUUGUCUAACAAUUAAUGAAUUAAAGUCAUUAAAUCAUAUUGAUCCCACUAUAUCUGUUGCAUUUGACUCUUCAAUAUAUUCACAUCAUCCACAACCUUAUGGUAAUGAUCAAGAAUGUGUUACAACUCAUCGUGAUACACGUAGUGUAAAUAGAGUUUGUACUAGAUAUGGAGGACAUAUAUCUAAAAAGUCUAAAGAUGAACAAGAAAAAGAUAGUAAUUAUAUAUUAAUAACCUAA
Cryptosporidium muris RN66 is the source of this 984-nucleotide messenger RNA. RefSeq lists its product as uncharacterized. Lineage: Eukaryota; Apicomplexa; Conoidasida; Eucoccidiorida; Cryptosporidiidae. The record is from RefSeq and is a predicted model, not a curated record. Bases 1 to 984 code for a protein of 327 amino acids. The transcript is spliced from 6 exons.